AUGCUGAGCAAGAGCGUCCAAGCCGCCACCGUUCUUGCUCUGCUUGUCUCGACUGCUCAGGCGCAUGAGCAUCAUGAAGACAAGAUCCCUGAAGGCGCUGCUAUCUCGCCUGACCCUCUAGACACGACAUUAUGGGUCCACAUCCUCGUUCAAAUAUUCGCUUGGGGCAUUCUGUUCCCCGUUGGCAUGGUCCUGGGUAUCGUCCGCUCGCGAUGGCAUGUUCCCGUCCAGAUCACUGCCACUGGCCUCGCCAUCUUGGGCUACCUGCUCGGCCACGCCCACAAAGGUCGCCAAUUCAGCAAGAACGUACACGCGCAAUAUGCCCCUUGGUUGAUGAUGAUGCUCUUUGCUCAAGCCGCCAUGGGCAUCUAUCUCAAACUCCACAUUGAACGCGGCUUUCUGGGCAAAAUUAGAAAGGCGAUUGUCUCUGCACACGGUAUACUGGGCAAGAUCAUGCCGAUAGCUGCUUGGGUCCAGAUGCUGUUUGGUGGAAUUACAGCCCUAGGCUUCUGCCAGGGCGAUCAUGUCGGUCAAUGUGCUGCCCACUUUAUCAUGGGAUCCGCUUUCAUCGCAUACGGCAUCGUUUACACCAUCCUCCUUCUCGUUGGUCAGAUCUGGCUGCGCCGCACUGGCCGCUCGCAGGAGUUCUACGACAGUCUUGUCAUCGCUGCUUGGGGAUGUGUCAACACUUUCACCGAACACAGAUGGGGAGGUCCCUGGGUACGCAAUGACUUGCAGCACACCAGCAUGGGCAUCAUUUGGUGGUGCGCAGGUCUUUUGGGCAUGUGGCUAAGCCGCGACCGCCGUGGCCGUCCUAAGCGCAACCUCAUUCCUGCCAUUGUCAUCGCCAUCACUGGCUGGGCCAUGAGUGGUCACCCUCAGGAAUUGCACCUGAGUACUAUGGUACACAGUGUCUUCGGUUACACCUUGAUGGCUGCUGGUAUCACCCGCAUCAUCGAGAUCAGUUUUGUGUUGAAAGACGCCAACUCCAUUUCCGAAGAUGGAGAAGAUACCAACAGCUUCCAGUUCCUACCUCCUUUCUUGCUGUACGCCGGUGGUUUCCUCUUUAUGGGCGCUACCGAAGAGCAGAUGCUACUUUUGUCCAACGCCGGUGUCACCCACGUUACUUACAUUCUAAUCCUCUACAGCUUUGCUUUCCUCCUCUUCCUUUUCGUGAACAUGCUUCUUCGUCUGUAUACCUACUACGCGGAAGCUCCCACAAAUGGCAAAACCCCCGAUCCCGAGAUGAGGCUCAAUGGUUCUGCUCUGCCAAAUGGACAUGCUCGUAUUCCAGACGCAAGCGACCGCCAGAUAAGAGACGCGGAAGAGUUUGAGUUGGAAGGUCUCAUGAGUGAGGACGACGAGGAUACGCCCAAGCACCACUAG
Molecule: messenger RNA, 1386 nt
Organism: Aureobasidium melanogenum CBS 110374
Lineage: Eukaryota; Fungi; Ascomycota; Dothideomycetes; Dothideales; Saccotheciaceae
Exons: 3
Coding region: 1-1386 (461 amino acids)
Source: RefSeq, a predicted model, not a curated record